Suhomyces tanzawaensis NRRL Y-17324 is the source of this 2526-nucleotide messenger RNA. RefSeq names its product Rho family guanine nucleotide exchange factor (gene CDC24). Gene Ontology annotation, molecular function: protein binding; guanyl-nucleotide exchange factor activity. Bases 1 to 2526 code for a protein of 841 amino acids. NCBI's taxonomy places the organism in Eukaryota, Fungi, Ascomycota, Pichiomycetes, Serinales, Debaryomycetaceae. Gene Ontology annotation, biological process: septin ring organization; establishment of cell polarity; intracellular signal transduction. The transcript has a single exon. Gene Ontology annotation, cellular component: mating projection tip; cytoplasm; division septum. The record is from RefSeq and is a predicted model, not a curated record.
AUGGACAUGAACCACCCAGGGCCCCCAGGGCCUUUCAGAACCGUGUCUACCACGUCCAAUCUCUCGUUGAACUCGUCAACCACUAGUAUCACCAGAGUGGCGCUGGGACCCCUCCUGGCAAUCAAUGCCAACUUCAACAAACAGCUGUCAGCGCAGGACCACUUGCACUACCAAUGCCUGGCGCUCAAACACAAAUUGAUGGCCAUUGACGGCAUGGAACCGUUUAUGAAUACCGCGUUCAACGCUGCUGAGCAGUGUGCCGAGCAGCAGGCGUUGGCGCUUUCACAGCAGAUGCAGCAGGACACCUCGCGGUCUGCAAGUGAUUAUCGAGCUUCCGUGGGGUCCACAGGCUUCUCAAUCCACUCCGACACCUCUUCGUCCUCCAACUUGACCACGCUCACCAACGGAACCACCCCCAACAAAGCGUUAAUCAACAACAAUAUCUUCACAUUCACGGCAGGAGUGCUCCCAGCCAACUUGAGCGUGGAUCCUGCCACCCAGUUGUGGAAGUUGUUCCAGCAGGGUGCCCCCCUCUGCUUGAUCUUCAACUCGAUUGUGCCCGAGUACCAGAUCUCUAUCAUCGGCAGCGACGACUUGCGCAUCUGCAAAAAGUCUGUGUACGACUUCGUGAUCGCCGUCAAAACCCACUUGAACUUCGAGGAUGAGAUCAUGUUCACCAUUUCAAACGUGUUCCUGGACAGUACCCAGGACUUGCUCAAGAUCAUCAAGGUGGUCAAUAAGUUGUUAGGGUUGAAGGAGGCUAAAACCUUCGAGUUGGAUGCAACCUUGGUCAAUUCUAUGGCGGAAAUCACCAUCUCGGACGACAGAUCCAAGGUGUUCAAAGAAAUUAUCGAAACAGAAAGAAAGUACGUCCAGGACUUGGAAAUCUUGGCUGCCUAUCGAAACGAAUUGUCCAGUGCCGAACUUAUCUCCAGCGAACAGAUCCAUGUCUUGUUCCCAAACUUGAACGAGAUCAUCGAUUUCCAAAGAAGAUUUCUCAAUGGUUUAGAAUGCAACAUCCACGUCCCCAACAAGUAUCAAAGAAUCGGAAGUAUAUUUAUUCAUGCUUCUACUGGUCCAUUCAAGGCUUAUGAGCCAUGGACCAUCGGACAGUUGGCUGCCAUAGAUUUGAUCAACAAAGAGGCCGCUAACCUCAAGAAGUCCUCAUCCUUGUUAGAUCCAGGAUUCGAGCUCCAAUCAUACAUCAUCAAACCUAUCCAAAGAUUAUGCAAGUAUCCAUUGUUGUUGAAGGAAUUAUUGAAGACUUCUCCAGAAGCAUUGGAUCAGAGCAUUCCCCCUUCUGCAUCUUACAACGAAUUGAUUAUCGCAAAUGGUGCCAUGAAGGAAAUGGCCAACCAAGUUAACGAAGCCCAAAGAAGAGCAGAGAAUGUUGAAUACUUACAAAAGUUAAUAGACAGAGUUGGAAACUGGAGGGGCUUUAACCUUAAGGACCAAGGUGAAUUGUUAUAUCAUGGGCUUGUUGGAGUCAGAGAUAUGGAUAAUGAAAGAGAGUAUGUGGCAUAUUUAUUUGAAAGAAUUGUGUUUUUCUUUGUGGAAACCGAAAAGCCAUCAGAAAAGGAGAAGGAGACCAAGAAGAAGAGAGAAUUGCUUUCAAGCAGAAAAAAAUCAUCAGCAUCAGUUACAUCAAGCUCAACAGCUAAUUUGUUAGAAUCAUUAAACAAAGCCAAGAGUGAUAAACUUUCACCUUUGGAAUUAAAGGGCAGAGUGUACAUACUGGAGAUCUACAACAUAUCCUCCAGUAACAAUAACGGCUACACAUUGGUGAUCUCGUGGUCUGGCAAGAAAGAAAGUGGCUCCUUCUCAUUGAGAUAUAGAACAGAAGAAUCCAGAAACCAAUGGGAGAAUUGUUUGAGGGGCUUGAAGACUAGUGAAAUGAAUAAUCAGAUUCACAAAAAACUCAGAGACUCACACGGGUCGCAACUGACUAAUGACUCUUCGUUAUACGAUGUGACAGCUGCAUACUCAAACUACUCACCCACUGCCCCACAUAAUGCUACACCUGCCGGAGGAAGUAAUGAUAGUAUCUCAUUAAGGUCAUCAAACGGAUCGUCAUACCACCGCCACCACUCAUCCUCUUCCACAUUCAGUAUGAUGCGGCAACAAAGAGGUAAAUCAGGAGGAACUGAGCCUUCUUCAANAAUUUCAUCCAACGGUGGAUUUACAAGCUCCACACCUGGAACAACACCAACCGAAGUCUUCGCCAAUGACAUCAAGAUUAAAUUGGUGUACAACUCUGCAGAAUUGACCCCAUUACUCCAAGUAUCGACCAAUAUCCUGUUCUCCGAGUUGUAUCUGAGAAUAUCAUCACAUAUCGUUUCUAGUGGAAAAGUUUCUGAAGACAUUGUGGUGAACAAGUUGAAGUACAAGGAUGAGGAUGGCGACUUUGUGGUGAUGGAUUCGAACGACGAUUGGGUAUUGGCAGUAGAUAUGUUGGACGAACUUAGUGAUGUGGACGAUAAUGACGGUAACGACGCUAAACGUGAUUUGACCAUUUGGGUAUCCUGA